AUGCGUUGUUCAUCUUUAAUAAGAACGCCUAAACCUUAUUCACUUCUCCAUGCAACCAAAGAAUUUCACCAGCAGCAUAACAGCGAUGUGAUGAGAUUCAAGGGAGAGUGUAGCUAUAUCGAAGCAGAGGUGUAUGGUGUUAAAGUACUGGGCGUGUUAAAGACUCAUUACUCGAGAGGCAUUGAAGACUCAUUAUCUUCAAUGCUAUUCCUGGGACGAAGGUGCCCACGGAAGACCCCAACCUCUGUUUUGAGAGGCAUUGCAGGCGAGCACCCUAGCAAUGCUAUUCCUGGGACGAAGGUGCCCACGGAAGACCCCACGGCGUUGACAGGCCCUGAUGUUACAGUGUCCAAUACAAAAGACCAAUACGUAACACAACCUCAAUCUUCGCCCAACACCACACCUGAAGGAAUCACCUUCAUAUUUUACAAGAACACAUAA
Molecule: messenger RNA, 441 nt
Organism: Lodderomyces elongisporus
Lineage: Eukaryota; Fungi; Ascomycota; Pichiomycetes; Serinales; Debaryomycetaceae
Exons: 2
Coding region: 1-441 (146 amino acids)
Source: RefSeq, a predicted model, not a curated record